AUGGAGGAUCUUGGUUGGUUUGCUACAAAUGGGAAAAAGGCAAUGGAAGAAGAGCUUAUAAGAGGACGUGACAUGGCAAAUCAACUACUUGAAGUACUUACUUUUGAUGAUAAAUCUAACAUUAGUAGACAAGUCAAAGGGUCAAACUCAAAAUCAUCAAAACUCUUACCCUUAUCUAUUGCUCAAGAUCUUGUUCGAGAGGUACUUAAAUCAUUGACAAAUACACUUUUAUAUUUGAACAGUAGACAAGACUCCAAUGAUGUUCUUAUAACAGUUAGAGAUUUAUCUUUCUCAACUAAUUGCCCUAAGAUGGACGAGUAUGAUGGAGCUUACAAACAACUCAAAACUCUAAACACCGAAAGUCCAAAAGUAUCGAAAAAGAGAAAGUUAUCUGCACCAACUUGGGAAAGAACCACCUCAAUAUUGAUUGAUGAUGGUCAUACAUGGAGAAAAUAUGGACAAAAAACGAUAACAAAUUCCAAAUACUUGAGGAACUACUAUAGGUGUACGCACAGCGAUCAACGUUGUGAAGCUAUGAAACAUGUUCAAAGAAUUCAAGGGAAUCCUCCAUUGUAUAAGAUUUCAUAUUAUGGUUAUCACAUUUGCAAGAGCUAUUUUCAAUCAAAUAUAAUUUCUAAACCCGUUUCUUCAUCUCACUCUUCUAUAUUACUUUGUUUUGAUAACAACAUUUCAAGUAAACAAGAAGAUAUGUUACGACCGUCACCACCAUUGCCGCCACCGUCACCACCAUUGCCGCCACCAUCACCACUUGUUGUAUCUUCAGAAGGGGAUCCUGUGGAAGUAAUUAAAGAGGAUCAUUUUUCUCAAAAUCAGUUUUUGCUUUCUGAGGGCCUCCAAUUAUGGGAAUCUGAUGUUUUUUUAGAGUUGUUGAGAGAUGUCAAAAUGUUAUAA
This is a messenger RNA of Vicia faba (fava bean), 912 nucleotides long. The record is from the annotation of a GenBank genome assembly. NCBI's taxonomy places the organism in Eukaryota, Viridiplantae, Streptophyta, Magnoliopsida, Fabales, Fabaceae.